Geodia barretti is the source of this 1267-nucleotide messenger RNA. The record is from the annotation of a GenBank genome assembly. Lineage: Eukaryota; Metazoa; Porifera; Demospongiae; Tetractinellida; Geodiidae.
AAAAUGAACCUGGUUUACAAGAAGUCAUGUUUAUUCCUUGAGUCAUAAGUAACUUCUUCCUAAGACCAAAAUUGAUUAUUGCAUAAUGAAGAGCUCUUUUGCCUUGCUUCUUCUGGCUAUUCACUGCACCAUUGGAGCCCCUCCUAGUGACAGCCAGGCUGAAGGUGCCUGUCCGGACGGUUCUACUCCAGUGAACUGUUUGGUUAACCCAUGCCAGUUUGCCAGUUGUCCUGCCGUGGCUGGUGCCACAUGUGUAGCUGACUACUGUGGAGGAUGUAAUGCCCGAUGGAUCCUCAAUGGUCUGGAGGUCACCCAUCAGUGUCAAGGUAUAGUUAUAGCUAAACCAUUUCAGCAAGGGAAAGUGUUAUACACUUUAUCAUUAAAAGGAUGUUCAGAUGGCUCUCAGCCUGUCAAUUGUCUAGUGGACCCCUGCCAAACUGCAACAUGUCCUUCAGUCAAUGGCGCUACCUGUGUAGCUAACUACUGUGGAGGAUGCAAUGCCCAGUGGUUCCUUAAUGGCCACGAUGUCACUGAGCAGUGUCAAGGCUGCAGUGAUGGUUCGGUGCCAGUCAACUGUCUAGUGAACCCCUGUGACACUGCUACUUGCCCUGCUAUCAACAAAGCAACAUGUGCCGCUGAUUAUUGUGGAGGCUGCAAUGCCAGAUGGCUACUGAAUGGUGAUGAUGUCACCAACCAAUGUCAAGGAUGUCAGGAUGGUUCCUGGCCUGUCAGAUGUAAGGUGAACCCAUGCCAAACGUCCAGUUGUCCUGCUGUGGCUGAUGCCACAUGUGUAGCUGACUACUGUGGAGGAUGUAACGCUCAUUGGGUUCUCAAUGGUCAGGAAGUAACUGACAGAUGUCGAGGUGCCUGUCCAGAUGGUUCUAGUCCAGUGAACUGUUUGGUUAACCCAUGCCAGUUUGCCAGUUGUCCUGCUGUGGCUGGUGCCACAUGUGUAGCUGACUACUGUGGAGGAUGUAAUGCCCGAUGGAUCCUCAAUGGUCUGGAGGUCACCAAUCAGUGUCAAGGUUGUCCAGAUGGCUCCCUCCCUGUAAAUUGUCUGAUUGAUCCAUGCCAGGUGAAUACCUGCCCAUCCCUCCCAACUGCCAGUUGUGUGGCUGAUUACUGUGGAGGAUGUAAUGCAAGGUUCUUUAUCAAUGAUGUGGAGGUCACCCAUGCAUGCUCUUUGUGUGGGAACAAGACUCAGUGAACAGUUGCAUUACAAGAGAGUUUACAAGGAUUUUAUACUAAUUUUCAGUCAUAAAGUGUU